This is a messenger RNA of Onychomys torridus (southern grasshopper mouse), 2876 nucleotides long. RefSeq names its product protein FAM156A/FAM156B-like. The transcript has 2 exons. The record is from RefSeq and is a predicted model, not a curated record. The coding region runs from base 1609 to 2256 and encodes 215 amino acids. Lineage: Eukaryota; Metazoa; Chordata; Mammalia; Rodentia; Cricetidae.
CACACAGGGAAGUAUUUAAAAUGCAUGAAUAAUGUAUGUAUAAUGUGUAUAUGAAAUGUAAAUGGAUUCUGGGCUUCAUAGCCCCAGGAUAUUUCAUCAUGUCUAUGCAUAUAUAAUCUACUCAAAAAGAAAUCACAAUGUUAGGUAAGGGCUAUGGAGCCUGUGCACCCAAGUCCCAUCACAGCCAGCCUAUGCCCUUCUUGAUCAUGCGGCUGCAGAGCCUCCUCUGUAUAUCGUUCCCCUCUGGCUGACACAAUCACAUGGUCUGUUGUCAUUUUCACAUCAGGCCCCUGCCCUGCAGUUAGGAGUCCUCUGAACAAUGUUAGCUUGCCCGAUAUAUGUGUGAAUGCAGGAAGUGUCAGGACUUAGUUUCCUGUUCACCCGGAGAAGGCCUAUGCCUUUUACCCCUGCAGUCUCCAGAAUCUGGAAGUAUGUGAUGUGAGUGCAGUAGCCACACGGUCCUUGUUUGUAGGUAGGUGGUAUCCUGCCACUUGGUUUUGAGCGGGAACUCAUGUGUUCUGAAUGGCGGUGGCAGAUGGGAAUCUUGAAUUCCUGUUCAUUCUGGGGAAUGACAUGUAUUGUGUCUUCUCUCCCCACUCUGUUCCCCAGGGUCCAGCAGCAGUGCAGACCCCAUUUCCUCCCUUAUUGUAUGCUUCACAGCACUUUGCCUCGGGCCUCAGGAUUGGGCUCCAGGGAUGAUGGAACCGCUGUGUCCCCAGGGAAGACAGGUUAGGUGAAUGCACUCUGGCCAGCCUCGUGUUGUCUUGUAGGGGAUGUGUAGGUGUCACACAGACCAUAGGUGGCAGAAUCUAUGCCGCGGACCCAGAGAUCUGUGACUGUGGUGAUCAGGGGGGCUUGUCACUGCUGAGAAAUGACUGUCUUCUUCCUGUUGCUCUGCCCCUCUCCUUUGCCCUUCCAUUCAACUUCCGGUAAAGCUCCACAUCUCUUGUCAGUGUCUUUUAGUUCCACAUGGCAGGAGCUCCCAAGGCUAACAACUGUGUUUCAUGGUCCUCUUCGAAUCUUCUUUCACACUCAUAGAUGGACAUUACUUGGCGUUGAGUGACUUUGAUGUUCUUUUUAGGGACACUGCUAAGAAGAGUGUCUCUUCUUUUCUAGGCCUGGUGAGAUUGGAUACAUCGCUGUAGGCACCAGAAAUAGAGAAGUCCUGAGAGCCAGGGCCUGGACAAACUCACCUGUCCGUGUGGUGUUCCUUGGCUGAAAUUCAGGCUCCUCCCCUGCUGCCCUUGUACGUGACAGGCAACUGAGUGAGUAUUACCCUGGAAAAUCUCUGUUUGUGAUCCUUCUGCCUCAGGGGUGUGAUGCCCUUCUGGGCUUGUCUCUGCUCUCCAUUCCCCAACUCUGGCAUUAGUCUCGAAAUCUGGACAGAGGUCCAGUUUCCAUCUGGGAAGAUGCAGCACAGAAAGGUGAAAUGAGGUGAAUAACCACGGGAUUUCUCUCCCCCACCCCUUGUCACCUUUCAUUUCAGUCUGGCUACUUCUGGCUGUACACAUUCGUCCUCCCUACCUUCUAGUUAUCAUAGAACCCACCACCUUCCACUUCCUGAGUAGACCCCAGGCCGGGUGUGGCCCCCAGCUCAGACUAGCCCCCAUGGAUCCCCUCCAGAAAUGGGACUCAGCAUUGAUUUCCGGGUCUUCCCAAGUGGCCAUUGUGGAGACCUCCCAGGAAGGUUCUGCAUCCUCUCACCUCAUCUCUUUAGAAGAGCUGAGGAUGGGCCUCAGUGGCCUGAGCACCACUCCUGGCUCCAGCGCCCCUACACCUUUGGCAGAGCGGCUGCUCCAGAGGCAGUGCAUGGAGCAGAAUAACGUCCUGGAGCAGCGCUGUGGACGCCUGGGUUUCCCUCAGAAGAAGAAAGCAUUCCUGGGACAAUUGAGACGCAGGCACCGAGAUCACAGGGCACCUUACCCGGUGGAAAAGGACAGCAGAAUCUUCCGCUCAGGCAACAGAGCAAAGAAUUGGUUCCGAUGUGAAUGUCUGUAUUGCCAGGCCCGUGGGCAAAAUAUUAUUGGGGAAAGGGAUGGGGCCACCAAUCCUUCCUCCUGGGAUACACUAGUGCAGGGACUUGGUGGCCUUACCCUCAGCCUGGGGGCUGAGAGACCCAGCCUCCCGCCAGAGGGGCCACAGCAGCAGCCUCAGCAGCAGUGUCAGCAGAGACAGCAGCCGCCAGAACACAAGUGCCAGCGGGAAAGCAAGAGGAGGUUCCAGAAGCUGUUCAAACAGUGGUUGGAAGAAAACUGAGGUGCUCAGCUUCAGGGGCACAGAGACCCCAAUGAUCCGCACAGUGCUUCGUUGUCAGCUUUUGCGUGUAGGCUUCUUUGUGGGACAAAAUACAGAGCUGUUCAUCGCGGGACUCCCAAGGCCUGCGCGUUUUCACCAACAUCUUCCAGGCAUGAGAUGUGACCCAUUCCCAGGAGGACCUCUGCUUUGCUGCCUGUUAUUUGUGGAGUAGUGUGGAGCGUUCUAGUGUAAAGGAGACUACACACCCCUGGUCCUCAGAUCAUCUCCUGUGCUCCUGUGAUGCAUGUUGACACUUUCCCUGCCUGGAUCUCUGUCUUUCCUACCUACUUCCUUAUUGGUACAGUGAGGGUGUCUGUGGCCUUGUCGAUGUCCACGUGCUUUUGUGCCCUUUGAUCCAGGUUCAAGAAUCUGCAACUGUAGAGUGUGGGGAGAAAGGUGGAGUCAGACCAUGGUGGUUCACUGUUUUACCUUCUGUAUAAACAAGAUAGUCAACUAGGCUAGGCUAACUGGAAGUUCACGUGUAGCUGCUCCUUAACAGUAGAGUAAUAUUCUCCCACACGGGAAUUUCUGAUGGAGUACCUCAUUGUCAAUGCCAAAUAAUAAACACACUUGUGAAAGAA